AUGGAAACAUAUAUAAAUUUACCAAAAUGUAAAUAGAAAAAUACAAGAUAAAAAGUUUUUGAAUUUUUGUUAGUAUUAGGUAGGAGUUCUAAUAAAAAUUAUUUUAAUUUCCUUUAAUGUAUUUAAUAUAAUUCUCAAUAAUUAUAACACGAAUAAAAGGAUUUAAAUAUAAAUAAUAAACCAAAGCACGGAUUUGUCGGUUUAAAGAAUUUCGGAUGUACUUGCUAUAUAAAUAGUCUUUUAUAAUAAUUUUUUAUGAUGAAAGAUUUGAGAAAUUUCUUUAUUAAUUAACCUUUAAUACUUGAAAACAAUUAAUAAUAAGACUAGCAAAAAGAAUAAAAUAUUAAUUAAUUAGAUCAAAAUAUAUCUUAUUAAUUAAAACAUUUAUUUAUUUACAUGCAAGAGUCUAUUAAAUAAUAUAUCUAACCAUUUAACUUUAUUUGUUCUAUUCGAAGUUAUGACGGAGAGCCAAUAAAUGUAUUGGUUUAGUAAGAUGUGAACGAAUUUUUUCAUUUAUUAACAGAUAAAAUAGAUAAUGAAUUUAAAAAUACAAAUAAUAAAUAAAUGCUGUAAACAUUAAUAGGAGGCACUUUAUGUAAUUAACUGAUUUCAUUAGAAAGCGAAUAUCCUUAUUGUGCAGAAACAUUCGAACCGUUUCUUACUAUAAGCUUGGAUAUACAAAACUGCAGUAAUAUUGAAUAAGCAAUGGAUGCAUUUGUAAAAGGAGAUACUUUAGAAGGCUCGAAUAAAUAUUAUUGUGAAAAUUAUGGAAGAAAAUUAAAAGCUUAAAAAAAAGUUUAUGUCAAUUAAUUAUCAAAUAAUCUUAUUAUUACUUUAAAAAGAUUUGAAUUCGAUUAUUAAUUAAUGCAAAAGAAAAAAAUAAAUGAUUAUUUUGAAUUUACUCUUUCUUUAAAUAUAUCUAAAUGGGCAUUCUAAAAUGAAGAAUAAUAAGUUGACCCGAAUUAUUAUCAAUAUGAUUUAGUAGGUAUUCUUGUGCAUAGUGGGACCGCAGAAUCUGGUCAUUAUUAUUCAUAUAUUAUGAAUAGAGAAGAUAAAAAUUGGUAUGAAUUUAAUGAUACAUAAGUAACAGAAUUUAACAUUAAUAAAUUAAAAGAAGAAUGUUUUGGAGGAUAACAAAAUAAUAAUAAUAAUAAUUACUAUGGAUUUUAAAAUGUUAAUUUUUAAUUUUUUGAUUUAUUUAAUAUUUUUUUUAAAUAAAAUAUAAAUAGAGUAAAAAUGCUUAUUUGCUAUUUUACGAAAGAAGAAUUCACAUAAAUCAUGAUUUGGAGCAUUUAGUUAAAACAUAAGAAAAUAGUGAAUAAAAUUUAAAAGAGAAUAUUUUAAAAGAAAAUCUUAACUAUUUGA
Messenger RNA from Ichthyophthirius multifiliis, 1365 nucleotides. RefSeq names its product ubiquitin, putative. Gene Ontology annotation, biological process: protein deubiquitination. Gene Ontology annotation, molecular function: cysteine-type deubiquitinase activity; cysteine-type endopeptidase activity. The transcript is spliced from 2 exons. NCBI's taxonomy places the organism in Eukaryota, Ciliophora, Oligohymenophorea, Hymenostomatida. The record is from RefSeq and is a predicted model, not a curated record. Gene Ontology annotation, cellular component: nucleus; cytosol.